Molecule: messenger RNA, 671 nt
Organism: Dermatophagoides pteronyssinus (European house dust mite)
Lineage: Eukaryota; Metazoa; Arthropoda; Arachnida; Sarcoptiformes; Pyroglyphidae
Gene: Vha13
Product: V-type proton ATPase subunit Vha13
Biological process (GO): synaptic vesicle lumen acidification
Cellular component (GO): vacuolar proton-transporting V-type ATPase complex; vacuolar proton-transporting V-type ATPase, V1 domain
Molecular function (GO): ATP hydrolysis activity; proton-transporting ATPase activity, rotational mechanism
Source: RefSeq, a predicted model, not a curated record
ACAGCUUUUAUUGAUGACUCCACGAUAGUGUUAUAAUAUAUUGUGUUUUGAUCGUUCGAAACGAAAAAACAAAAUUUUGUUGGGCGUUUUGUACAACGAGUUUUUCCCAUUUGUUACAAAAGAGCCGAAAAAAUCGAACCUUUGAACCUUUUGUUUCAACAAUUGACAAUUAUUCAAACGUAAAAAAAUGGCUAGUCAAACACAAGGCAUUCAACAACUUUUAAUGGCUGAGAAAAAGGCAGCCGAAAAAGUUCAAGAAGCUAGAAAAAAGAAAGCCCGCCGUCUUAAACAGGCUAAAGAAGAAGCAUUGAUCGAGAUUGAACGAUUCCGUAAUGAACGAGAAAAUGCAUUCCGUGAAUAUGAAUCGAAACAUAUGGGUUCAAUGGAUACAAUUAAAGGAUCCAUCGAACAGGAUACUUUGAUCAAAUUGGAACAAAUGACCAAAACGGUGACGGGAGCCAAAGAAAUUGUCAUUAAAGAUCUUCUUACACGUGUUAUAUGCGAUGUACAGCCCAAACUACAUACCAAUCUUCGUCUUACGGAGAUUUAGGAUUGAUAUUUCGAUUUUAUUCAUUUUCUUUCAACAAUACAUACCAUUAAUUAAUUGAAUUAUAUCCAAAAAAUUAUUUUAUCCAGAUCAUCAUUACUUACAUUGUGUUUAUUUUCUUUGU